Molecule: messenger RNA, 2412 nt
Organism: Gopherus evgoodei (Goodes thornscrub tortoise)
Lineage: Eukaryota; Metazoa; Chordata; Testudines; Testudinidae
Product: interferon-inducible GTPase 5-like
Exons: 2
Coding region: 200-1357 (385 amino acids)
Cellular component (GO): membrane
Molecular function (GO): GTPase activity; GTP binding
Source: RefSeq, a predicted model, not a curated record
UUUCAGUUUUGCUGUUAGUCACUUACAGGAAGAGGGAGAAGCGGGGGGCGAAGCACACACGGCUUGUCCGAGAGGGUCCCAGGCAUGGCAGCACUCAGGGGUGGAAGACUGGCAGCUGAGGUCGACUGAGCUACUCACAGGAAGUCUCAGUAAAAGUCCAGAAAUUGAUCCAGUGGUUGUUGGGAAUAAAUCUCCCACUAUGAGUGAAGAAAAAUUCAAAGCUGCUGUCCAAGAAGGAAACCUUAAAAAAGCAGUUUCAAUGGCGCAGCAGAUUAUGAAGUCUCUUGGAUGUUUCCACAUUGCGGUCAUUGGGAAGUCAGGCUCUGGAAAGUCAUCGUUUGUCAAUGCCUUUCGGGGCUUACGUGAUGACGAUAAAGGAGCUGCUGAGGUCGGGGUAGUGGAAACAACAAAGGAGCCAACCUCAUAUUCAUAUCCUGAUUACCCUAAUGUUUUCUUAUGGGACCUUCCAGGAAUCGAAACGCCAAAUUUUCAGUCAAGUGAAUUAAACUUGACUGUUACAUAUUAUCAGUAUGAUUUUUUCAUUAUCAUCACAGCUACACGCUUCAGAGAUAUCCAUGCCAACCUUGCACAGAAGAUCCAGGAGAAGCGGAAAAAGUUUUUUUUCGUGCGCUCCAAAGUGGACCAGGACUUGGAGGCUGAAAUGAGGAAAAAAUUCUAUUGUGAGAGGACAACCCUGCAGCAGAUCAGAGAGGCCUGCCAAGGCCAUCUGCAGAACGCAAGAGUGAAUGACACUCAGGUUUUUCUCCUCUCCAACUGGGAACCUGACAAGCACGAUUUUCCCCUCCUGAAGAAAACUCUGGAAGAGGUGAUCCCCCAUCAUGCUACACGGCAAAGGCUGCUUAUGAUCUCGAACCAAACCCUGCAAGCAAAGAAAACAGCCAUGCAGAAGACCACAUGGAAACCAGCUACCUUGUCAGGUGGUCUUGCUGCUAUUCCUCUUCCGGGUCUUUCUCUUGUUGCUGACAUUGCUAUCAUGGUGGAUUGCAUGAGAGAUUACUGCAAGGACUUUGGCCUGAAUUCUGAGUCCCUCUCUGCACUUGCACACCAUAUUGGGAAGCGGGAGAAAGACCUGAAAGCCGUGAUAAAGUCCCCACUGGCCACAGAAAUAACAACUGACCUUGUACUGACGCUGCUGUCAAACGCUGCAGGUGGAGGAGUGAAAUAUCUGUCUUUCUUGGGCAAGAGUUUUAUACCAGUGAUUGGGUCACUGUUUUCUGCACAGGUUUCUUUUGGUGCGACAAUGUUUAUGUUGGAUAACUUUAUAAGAGACCUUGCUGAAGAUACCCAAAGAGUCCUGGUAAAGGCUUUGGGGGAAGAAGAGAAAAAAUCAAAAUAGCAUCACCAAGAAACAAGGACUCCAUUUAGAAGUCUCUCCCCCGAGUUUCCUAUCCUAGGAGGGAGGAACACAACUUACACCUCUUCUUCCUCCCCUCAGCAACCAGGAGUGAUUUGGCUCACUCUUCUCCCCACUCCCACAUCCCCUCCCCGGGCUGGCUAUUCUCUGCUCAGCCAACAGGAAUGCAGAGGUGUAUCUCGCAGAGCCAAUAGGAGGGCUGGGAACUUCUGCGGCACUUUUUCCAGAUUCCUGGCACAAAGAGGCUCAGGGAGAGGUCAGGGGAGGAAGCUCUGGUUUAGGUCAGGAGAUGCCUGCUGCAGAUUUCAUCAUGUUCUGCCCCUCCACUUCCCAUGGCGACAUGUUACGAAGGCAGGAGCAGCCCCUUGGGACACCAGUAAACACAGGACUGCACAGGCAGGGGAGGGGGCUUCCACCCCAGGCACACUCAGGGGUUAAAUAUCUCCACAGCCAGCCCUGUUUUGGGGGUUUCAGGUUGCAGGAGCAGCGCUGCAGAAAGACACCUGGAACCUCUGCCUGCUGGGAAGAAACAAACAUGCUGUCGCCCCACAAAUAGUGUUUAAAUGACACUGAAAUGUUCCUAUGUUAUCCAACUCGCUAUUUUGUAGGGGAAUGGUAAUAUUCCAGCAUGGCCAUGUAUUCUGUGAGUCUUUCCUUUGCCUACACUGAGGUUUGGGUCAGGUACCCAGGUAGGGCCACAUAGGCUGUUACACACGGAUGCAGAUUCCUCUGGGAAUGCUCUGAUCUUCCCAAAUCUCCCCAGGGCUGCACUUUUCCAGGACCUUUUCCCCAAAACACCUUUUGAGGAGAAGCAGCCAUUAUAUAGCUAUGUGUCUGCUGUGCAGUAUGUCUUUCUCUUGUGAGUCAUCUUAGCUUCUGGGUACGUACUCUUUAAUAUUUAUGAGGGUGGCAGAGUCUCACAAACUUGAGUACCAGCUGUGAACUUCAUUGAUGUGAUGAGACCAGGAGUACUUGUGCAACCUUAGAGACUAAGGGUACGUCUUCACUACCGGCCGUAUCGGCGGGUAGCAAUCGAU